AUGGCACCACGACUCAUUCGGCGACGGCCGCUGGUAGAACGUAUCAAAGCCUAUCUGAACCCGCUCGACUUCCUACUUUGGCUCUCCGAGGAAUUGGAUUCGAACGACUGGGAUCAGUGGAAGAAGGAGUGGGCUAAUCCUAUCGGCUUUCUGUUAAACGUGGUGUUCCUGAUUGCAAGAGCAAACACUGCAUACAGCGCUAGGAAUAAUGGGGAUGAUGUCUUCGGAGACGAGGUAGCUUAUACACCCUGGUUGGCCUGGUUUGCAGCCUUCCUUGUCCAUCUCCUCUCCCUACUGUCCUUCGUGAACGCCGCCUAUACUUUCAAUCGCCGACGGCAUUACAGACUUUUCGAAAGCUCUGUGGACGCUCCGCCGAGCACGCCGUCUGCUCACCGUGUCCAUGUAGACUCCUCCCCUAUGGCUUCAUCUCCUCUACGCUUUUUAUCGAACAUACUUGCCGGCGAGAAUGCAGAAGCUCGAUCACAUCCGGAUGCCACAAGAGACGUCUGGGAAAUUGCAGUCUGGGACCCGACUCCAAUUUCCCUUCGAAUGUUUUGUUUGUUCAGUCCCGGACAUAUCUUGGUGUAUUGGCUUUUCCUACCAACUGCAGUUUCCGAUCCUAGACCGAGCACCACUGUUAUAACAACAAUGGUGCUUGCAGGCCUACUGUCUGCGCAAAUGCUGCUCCUUCAAUCAAGCUUCUCGCAGCAGUCGAAAGAUGCAUCUGUCAUACAUAAGGAGGUCAUGAAUGAGUACGACACUAAAUACGUUCAUCCGCGCACUCAGCCCCAGAUGCGGAAUGUUGGGACUCAAUACUGUAAUUCGGGAACGUCCACUGAUGGCAUGCCACAAUACGCGGAUGAAGAUGAUUCUGUGGAUGUUUACGCGCCUACGUUCAUCAUAAAUAGAGGUUUUCACACUCGACCGAACCCCAAUUACGCCAAACAUGUAGAUCUUGAUGGCUCUGCUUGGCGAGCGAUGCCGUCAGGAGGUAUCUCAGCAAGUACAGCACCAUCUGCGCAGACUCCGGCUCAUCUCCGGGAUUCAUCAUCGCCCAUACGUCCACAGACCGCCAUGCGACAGCCCCAAUUCAGAGCUGCUGGUACUGGAGACGGUGGGAGCUUAGGAGUUUUCUCUCAUGCAAACUCGCCACUUCGCAAGUCAGCGUCUACAAGUUUUGUUGGUCCGCAAGGCCAGCGGGAAAGAAGCCUGAGUCCCGCGAAGAGGGAGGGUAGUCCGUUGAAACGAAGUAGUCUUGCUCCAAUGCCGAACGGACAGCGAUGGGGCCAUUUGCAAGGGACUGGACCAAGAGGAGAGAGCAGGAGGUUCUAA
Messenger RNA from Letharia columbiana, 1332 nucleotides. RefSeq lists its product as uncharacterized. The coding region runs from base 1 to 1332 and encodes 443 amino acids. The record is from RefSeq and is a predicted model, not a curated record. Gene Ontology annotation, biological process: regulation of exit from mitosis; maintenance of rDNA. The transcript has 2 exons. Lineage: Eukaryota; Fungi; Ascomycota; Lecanoromycetes; Lecanorales; Parmeliaceae.